Melopsittacus undulatus (budgerigar) is the source of this 2457-nucleotide messenger RNA. RefSeq names its product islet cell autoantigen 1 (gene ICA1). Gene Ontology annotation, molecular function: protein domain specific binding. Gene Ontology annotation, biological process: regulation of transport. Gene Ontology annotation, cellular component: Golgi apparatus. The record is from RefSeq and is a predicted model, not a curated record. NCBI's taxonomy places the organism in Eukaryota, Metazoa, Chordata, Aves, Psittaciformes, Psittaculidae. The transcript has 15 exons. The coding region runs from base 153 to 1646 and encodes 497 amino acids.
ACGCCGGCGGCGCCGGAACACCUGGAGGGGUGGUGGCGGUGCCUCCAGCUCGGCCCUGCCCUCCCGUUCGCAGCGGGCAAGGUUCUGCAGAUGGCAGGAUUCCGAAGAUUAAGACUCUAGACUGAUUACAGUGUCUGAAGAAAACAAGAAACAUGGAAGGUCAUAAGUACAAUUAUCCAAGGGAAUUUUAUGACCAAUAUGCUCAAAGCCAGGAAAAAUCUGUGGUCAAUAAGAUGCAACAAAAAUACUGGAAAACAAAACAAACCCUUAUAAAAGUUACAGGAAAAAAAGAAGAUGAACAUGUUGUGGCUUCAGAUGCAGAUCUGGAUGCAAAACUUGAGCUGUUCCAUUCUAUUCAGAGAACAUGUAUGGAGCUGCUGAAAGCAAUUGAACUUUAUCAAAAAAGGAUUUGUUUUCUUUCUCAGGAAGAAAAUGAAUUGGGGAAAUUUCUUCGAUUGCAGGGCUCUCAGGAUAAAACGAGAGCAGGAAAAAUGAUGCAAGCCACAGGAAAGGCUCUCUGCUUUUCUUCUCAGCAAAGAUUAGCACUGCGUACACCUUUGAGUAGAUUAUACCAAGAAGUGGAGACUUUCAGGUACAGGGCCAUCUCAGACACUUCUCUGACAGUAAACCGAAUGGAACAGUAUCGGACUGAAUAUAGAGGAGCUCUACUCUGGAUGAAAGAUGUGUCUCAGGAGCUGGAUCCAGAUCUUUAUAAACAGAUGGAAAAGUUCAGGAAGGUUCAAGCUCAAGUGCGACAUGCAAAACUCAACUUUGACAAACUGAAAACUGAUGUCUGUCAAAAAGUGGAUCUUCUGGGAGCAAGCAGAUGCAACCUCCUUUCUCAUGUGUUAACAACAUAUCAGAUAACACUUCUUCAUUUUUGGGAAAAAACUUCACACACGAUGGCAGCCAUCCAUGAAAGUUUCAAAGGUUAUCAGCCGUAUGAAUUCACUAUGUUAAAGAGCUUACAAGAUCCUGUGAAUAAACUAACAGAAAAAGCAGAAAAGGAGGACCUGCAGAUUGAGAGCACCAAAUCAGUACAAGAUCAGCACAGUCAGUUGAUUUCUUUAGAUGACGAGAGCCAUACCAAGGAAUCAAACUGUUCAGGUGCCAUAGAUGACUUGCUAGACCUGCAACCUGAAGAAAAUGCUUCAAAGAAUCAGUUUGUGAAGUCCUUGGAGUCAGAACCUGGUGAUGACAUGGUGUUACUGAAUGAGAUUCUCAACGCUUCCUCCCCAGACGAUGGGGAAUUCAGCAAAGAGUGGACAGCUGUUUUUGGACAGGUUGCACUUGCUGAUCUCACCAUGAACUCUUCAGCUGGAGAUAUGGAAAGUACUUCAUCAUCUGUGGCACCAACACCAUCAGGCUACUUGCCAUCACAGCUGUUAGACCAAAACAUGAAUGACUUGCAGUCAUCUUUACAUGGAUGGGCAGCUAACAGUGUGAGCCCGCCAUCUAUACCACAGCCAGCACAGAAACCAAACAGCCUGAAUGUGAACGCUAACAAGACACCCCCCUUAAGAGAACCUACAAAGAAUCCUAAAGACUUGACUGCCUGGUUCAGUCUCUUUGCUGACCUUGACCCGUUAUCCAAUCCUGAUGCUGUUGGGAAAACUGAUAAGGAACAUGAAUUGCUUAAUGCAUGACUCAGCUGCCUAUGGUAACUCACAUUCUUCCAUUCAUCAACACUAUUUUGGAGUUUUAAAAGAAAAUUAGUAUGCUGUUGUGAAACUGAAGUAUGUGCCAUGAUAAUAAAACUAAAGGGAAUGAAUCCCCUUUUAUAUAGGUACAGUUAUUUGCUCUUGUUUUGUAUAAAGAGUUCGCAUUUAUUUUCUACGUGGAUUUACAAAAAUGAAGUUAAGAAUUAGGGCAGAUUUCUUGCCAAAUUAGAUUAUCAGCUGAAACACCAUCUUUGCCUGAGGUGAUGCAAAGCUAACACUGGAGUGAAAUACAAAUUGCAGACCUAUUUUUUUAUAAUGUUUCUUGAGUAAAUAAAAACCAACAUGUAACUGGGGAGGCUGCAUGAGUCAAACACCUAUCAUGUAUCUAAAAUAUAUAUCAAUGCUCUGUUAAAAUGCCAACUAAAUUUGUUUUGUUAGUACUUUCAGUGAAAAACCUGUGCUAAGGCUAAUUACUGAAGAAAUGCAAUUGGGUUCAUGCAUCCAUGGAAAUUGCACCCUUUCUGAUUUAACUUAUUAAACAAACUGCACUACAUAAGUAAAAGUCAUGCCCAGCAGGCUUCUUUUCUGAUGUUUCUCUCCAUUGCACCAACAGAAUUUACACCUGUUUGCAGAAGUUUCUCAUGACUGAUGCUUUACCAUGCUUUUAAAACAUUCAUAUUUCUGUUGGGAGUAUUUUUCAUCCAGUUUCUUUCUGAAGCAUGUGUUAUUUUGAGCUUGCUGUGACAUUAACUCUUUAAUAAAAUAAUUUUGAGAAAAAGGACCUUUUAUUCCCACU